ACAAGAUUAAAGCACAGUCGUGAGGAUGCUGAGAGGUGAUUCACGGUCGGAACGGAUACGCUAACAUUUACUCUAACAAUGGAAGAGCCACAAAAAGCGGAAAAAGGCCUCCCCUCACUCUGUGUCGGUUGUGGGCUUCAGAUCCGUGACCGGUUCGUGUUGAGUGUGUUUCCUGACCUGCGUUGGCACGUAGCAUGUCUGAAGUGUAUGGUGUGUCAGCAAAACCUGGAUGAGUCUCACACCUGCUUCAUUAAAGACGGAAAGACCCUGUGUAAAGAUGAUUAUAUCAGAUUAUACACCACCAAAUGUGCAAAAUGUCUAAAGUCCUUCAGCAGUUGUGAUUACGUCAUGCGUGCAGGAGUUAACGUCUAUCACGUGCAGUGUUUCCGGUGUAAGUGCUGCGAUCGGCAGCUGCUGCCCGGAGAUGAGUUUACCAUGCGAGACGGCUUCCUGCACUGCACUGGUCACGAAAACUCCAAUCACGGACUAAUAACACUUACACAUCACUCAGCACAUGUGACUGACCUGGACAGGUGUGAUGAAGGAGCAGACACUUCCCAGUCAAGCGGAGAAGGUGACUCUGGCUGGCCCGUUAAGCCCAUCAAGAAUGAGAAGACUGCACGUGUGAGGACGGCACUCAGCCAGUCUCAGCUGCACGUGCUGCGCACGUGCUACAACGCUAACCCACGACCAGACGCUACGGUGAAGGAACAGCUGAUGGAGCUGACGGGCUUGAGCUCGCGUGUCAUCCGCGUCUGGUUCCAGAACAAACGAUGCAAAGACAAGAAGAGGAGCAUGCUGGAGAGACAGAUGCAGCACGAGUGUAGAGAACAGAUCAAUAUGAUGGAUGAGCCACUGUUGGCUGUCACUCCUGAGAUCCUGGACUUAGACACACUAAUGCACCCACUGGACCUGCAGAGUCUUCAGCCAUCUUGGAAGCUCCUGACGAGUCUCUUGCAUUUAGACAGUGAUCACACACCUGAUCCGGAACCGGUGACUUUCAACCAGCUAGAUCAGCCCUAAUAUUCACUGCUAAGUAGUGAACACUACAGGAGAGUUAAGUGCAUACGAAGGAUGGAAAUGUGUAAUAGUAUUGUUCUUUGUGAUUUUCAGGAGUUUAUAUCAGACAGUAAUAUGAAGGUUUAUUCUACAGUAAUUUAAACCGUGUUAAAAUCCACCAAGCUGCAAAAAUACAAACUUGAUUGCAAUUUCAUCAUCAAAGGAGACGUGAACUACAUUUUUCUUGGGUUGAUAAAGACAUGCUGCGUGACCACUGACCCAGCUGACAGUUUUAAAAAUGAAAUGGACAGCCUCAACUAAUUUUUUCUUUGGGUUUUCUGUAACAAAGUCUCUAAAUGAAAUCAAGCUGAUGUGUGACAAAGUUUAUUAAAUGUGCUACACAAACUUAAAACCAUAUCUUAAAUAAUGAUGUUAAAAUGUCUUAAGAAAUACUGAGCAUUAUGUAUCUUAUGUAAAUGUCUUCAUGGGACAUACUGGACUUAAAAUUCCAGUCAGAUUUGCUUUGUACGUAUGUGCAUGCAGGAUUUUGAAAACUGCAUAUCAGUAAUAAAUUACCUAGUGCGUUCAUGGCACAGCUGAUUUACAUUUAGUGAUGCUUACAAACCUGCACAAAAGGCAGAACGAGAGAGCUGAAAAUGUCAAUGGUGAAAGCACCCCUUAAUCCCAACAUGCGCUAAAUAUUCCAGUAAUGCCAUUACUUUUGUCAUUAUUAAAUGAUUAGUUUUAUGUGUCUUAAUUUAAGGAAUUGAUUUGGACUGCUUUCUUUGUAAACCGAUUGAUUUUCACAGAAUUUCUUUUGAAAUAUUUGUGUGAAAUAAAUAAUUGAUUUAAACCCAUAUUUUAAAAAAAAAAUGCAUUAAGUAAUUUCUAAUUAAAUAAUUUGAUCCCAGUUAAUUAAGUUUCAUAUUAGCAAAUUAGACACUGUAUAUGUUUACACAAUUUAUACCAACUCAGAAGAUCACGUUCGCCUCACACCUCCAGGGUCCAGGGUUCAAUUCCCGCCGGGGCCAUGUGUGUGCGGAGUUUGCAUGUUCUCCCCAUGCUACGGGGGUUUCCUCCGGGUACUCCGGUUUCCUCCCCCAGUCCAAAGACAUGUAUGGUAGGCUGAUUGGUAUGUCUAAAGUGUCCGUAGUGUACGAAUGGGUGUGUGAGUGUGUAUGUGAUUGUGCCCUACGAUGGACUGGCACCCUGUCCAGGGUGUACCCCGCCUUGUGCUCUAUGCUCCCUGGGAUAGGCUCCAGGUUCCCCUGCGACCCUGAAAAGGAGUAAGCAGUUGAAGAUGGAUGGUUGGAUGGAUGAACUUGCGUAAAUUGCUCCUGUGAACUAUUUAGAUUUUUUUUUUCUCAUUAAAAGCACCACAGUAGAAAUACUAUCAAAUUUCUUUGUUACUUUUAUAUUUUUACAAAUUGAUGUUCAUGUUACUUCAGUUUUUUAUUACAUUUAUUUGUACUAGUCCCUAAAAAAUAAACGUCAUUUCUCUCUUAUUUCUCCCAACCCUUUGGUUCUAUCUGAAAUUAAUGUUAUUUACUGUCUUUUAUAUACUCAAUAGUUAUGUUUAUUCUUCUUUGUUAUGAAAACAUCGCUAUUUAUUAUCUAAUAAUGUAAUUAUUUUCUUACUUUGUUAAGUUUUCAACAGAAGUUGGUUGUGUUUAUGGCAAGUUCUAAACCCCACAUAAUGAUUGUAAUAAAUAUUUUCCAUAAUUCAUUAUGAAUUAUCCUCUCUAAUCACAUUCUUUAUCUGCUAUACAGUAUUUGCUUAUUUUGCUUUACUUUCCACCUCUACCCCAUACAUUCCUUCUGAGUUUUUUUCUACACUGUCCUUCAGUUUCUCUGUACUGUUAGAUCGACUCAGUCUAAACACAGAUAAAGCCACAGAGAUACAGGACUGCUUGUGGACAUGCACUAAUAUCACUAUGUAUAGAAAUGAUUCAUAUUAGCACUGGAUUUGUUUGAAGUAAAGGUGAAAGCAAAACCCACUUCCUUAUGCCGUCUCCUUGUGCAACCUACACAUCAAUUACAUUUAUUCAAAACCACUUACAAGCAAUGCAGCAUUCAGUACAGGCACCAAGCUUGGAGGUGAAGGACAUACUCAAGUGUAUCUACCAGGAUUUAUAUGGAGCAUGGAAGCUGAGAAAACUUAUCAGUUGAUUUUUAGUCUUAGAUUAUGUGAAGUCCCUGUUUAAGUUACUAUAGAAACAAUAAAGUAUUAGAAUGAGUGCAUUAAUAUAACCCUUUGAUCUGAGUUACAGCCAGAUCUACUGAAAAUUAAUCCACACCUUCUGAUCAGUCAGAAUCAAGAAUUGAUUGUAUAAGAUCACAAUAGUAAAUAUAAUCAUUUUAAUAAUGGUGGGUUGUGAUUUCCAUCACUGUAAAAAAAAAAAAAAAAAAAGAAAAGAAAAGAAAAUCUCACGGACCCCCUGACUAUACAUCACAGACUCCACUUCGAGAACCAGAAUAAGAAACUUGUAUAUAAAUCCACAGUGAAUUUUCUCUGUGUAUCUCAUCUUCCUCAUGUCUAUGUAAAACGUGUGCUGUAUUCUGUGUUCUGUAUGUCGCAGUGUGUGAAUACGGUCCAAUUACAGUUCGGCCCUUACCUACAAGCUUUUGUU
Ictalurus punctatus (channel catfish) is the source of this 3629-nucleotide messenger RNA. RefSeq names its product ISL LIM homeobox 1b (gene isl1b). Gene Ontology annotation, cellular component: nucleus. Gene Ontology annotation, molecular function: cis-regulatory region sequence-specific DNA binding; DNA-binding transcription factor activity, RNA polymerase II-specific. Lineage: Eukaryota; Metazoa; Chordata; Actinopteri; Siluriformes; Ictaluridae. The transcript is spliced from 5 exons. Gene Ontology annotation, biological process: axonogenesis; neuron fate specification; positive regulation of transcription by RNA polymerase II. The record is from RefSeq and is a predicted model, not a curated record. The coding region runs from base 79 to 1023 and encodes 314 amino acids.